Messenger RNA from Talpa occidentalis (Iberian mole), 354 nucleotides. It is a transcript of the gene CXCL17, whose product is annotated as C-X-C motif chemokine ligand 17. Gene Ontology annotation, biological process: macrophage chemotaxis; positive regulation of vascular endothelial growth factor production; positive regulation of macrophage chemotaxis. The record is from RefSeq and is a predicted model, not a curated record. Lineage: Eukaryota; Metazoa; Chordata; Mammalia; Eulipotyphla; Talpidae. The transcript is spliced from 4 exons. The coding region runs from base 1 to 354 and encodes 117 amino acids.
AUGAGAGUUCUAUUGGCUUCCUUCCUUCUGUUGCUGCCACUAAUGCUGAUGUCCGUGGUCUCUAGCAGCCCAAACUCAGGGGUCGCCAGAGGUCACAGGGACCAAAGCCAGGCUUCUGGAAGACGACUCCAGGAAGGCAGCCACGAAUGUGAAUGCAAAGAUUUACUCCUGAGAGCCCCUAAAAGGAAACUCAUCACAGUCCCUGGACUGAAGCAGUGUCCCUGCGAUCAUUUCAAGAGCAAUGUGAAGAAAACCCGCCACCAACAUCACCACAGGAAGCCAAACAGGCAUUCCAAAGCCUGCCAGCAAUUCAUCAAACAGUGUCAGCUAGCGAGCUUAUCUCUGCCUUUAUAG